Messenger RNA from Engraulis encrasicolus (European anchovy), 1946 nucleotides. It is a transcript of the gene kcnv1, whose product is annotated as potassium voltage-gated channel modifier subfamily V member 1. Gene Ontology annotation, molecular function: voltage-gated potassium channel activity; protein binding. NCBI's taxonomy places the organism in Eukaryota, Metazoa, Chordata, Actinopteri, Clupeiformes, Engraulidae. The transcript is spliced from 6 exons. The record is from RefSeq and is a predicted model, not a curated record. Gene Ontology annotation, biological process: potassium ion transmembrane transport; protein homooligomerization. Bases 1 to 1866 code for a protein of 621 amino acids. Gene Ontology annotation, cellular component: membrane; voltage-gated potassium channel complex.
AUGUCGAGAAAGAAAGACAAGAAAGACGACAAGUCAAGAAACGACAAGACGAGAAAACUCAAUCAGUGGAAGCAGGACAGGAUGAAAGGAGCAAUAGAGGAGUACAGGCGGGUGAUUGGGGACGGUGGGGUCCCCAGCCUAAGGCUACUGGCCAGGACAUGGAACGUGCCCAAGUCUACGCUUCAGCGCAGGGUGAAAGGUGACGGUCACUCUGACCACACUAUAGGAAGGAAGCCAGUGCUCAGCGUGGAGGAUGAAGGAGAGCUUGCAGACAUAGUGGCUACCUUAGGGAAGAGAGGAUUCCCUCUGAGGAUGGCCGAUGUGCAACAACUGGCCUAUCAGUUUGCUGCGCAGAAGGGAAUUAAGGGAUUCAGCACUGCACAGGGGAGAGCCGGGUACAAGUGGUUUAGAGGGUUUUUGAGACGAAACCAAAGUCUCAGAAUCAGAGAGCCAGAGGCUCUCUCAGCCAGCGGCGGAGGAGCUGAUUUAAACCCCAGCGUUGUGGAGGCCUGGUUCAAGCAAUACAAGGAGACACUCCUGGCCUCCUAUCCAGAGACCAGGCUGGGCAGGCUGGCCCUCUCCUCGCGCGACUCCGCCCUGGACCUCUGCGACGACGCCGACCUCCUGGAGAACGAGUUCUUCUUCGACCGCAACUCGCAGACCUUCCAGUACGUCAUGAACUUCUACCGGACGGGCCGCCUGCACGUGCGCGAGGAGCUGUGCGUGGUCUCCUUCCUGCAGGAGAUUGAGUACUGGGGCAUCGACGAGCUGCGCAUAGACUCCUGCUGCAGAGACAAAUACUACCGCCGCAAGGAGCUGAAGGAGUCCAUGGACGUGCACCAGGAGCAGGAGCUGGCGGAUGGCGAGGAGGAGGAGGACUUCUCGGGCGCCGUGUGCCAGGACGUCAGGCAGCGGCUCUGGGACCUGAUGGAGAACCCCGCCUCGUCUCCGGCCGCCAGGGCGUUCGGCACGCUGUCCAUGCUGUUCGUGGUGGUGUCCAUCGUCAACAUGGCGCUGAUCUCGCUGGACUUCACGCUGCUGGGCCAGGCGGUGCUGGACGGCCUCGAGUACGUCUGCAUCAUCUGGUUCACCGGGGAGCUGCUGCUGCGCUUCGCAUGCGUCAGGGACAAGUGCAGGUUCAGCCGGAGCGUGGUGAACAUCAUCGACCUGCUGGCUAUCCUGCCCUUCUACGUCACGCUGGCCGUGGAGAACCUGCACGGGGGUUCCACCGAGCUGGAGAACGUCGGCCGCGUGGUGCAGGUGCUCCGACUGAUGAGGUCCCUCCGAAUGCUCAAACUGGGACGACAUUCCACAGGUCUGAAGUCGUUGGGCAUGACCAUUACCGAGUGCUACCAGGAGGUGGGGCUGUUGAUGCUCUUCCUGUCGGUGGGCAUCUCCAUCUUCGCCACGGUGGAGUACGCCAUCGAGCACGACCUGCCCGACACCACCUUCGCCAGCGUGCCCAGCGCCUGGUGGUGGGCCACCACCUCCAUGACGACCGUCGGCUACGGCGACAUCCGGCCCGACACCGCCAUGGGAAAGGUGGUGGCGUUCCUGUGCAUCCUGUCGGGCAUCCUGAUCCUGGCGCUGCCCAUCGCCAUCAUCAACGACCGUUUCUCCGCCUGCUACUUCACGCUCAAGAUGCGCGAGGCGGCGCUGCGACACAGCGAGGCCCUGAGGCGGCUGGCACGCGGGUCCACGUCCGAGGGCAUGGGUGGUGGCGUGGGCGGUGGUGGUGGCACAGUGCCCCCUGUGGGCCUGAACCUGAGGGACGCGUACGCCCGCAGCAUGAUGGAGAUGAUGAGACUGCAGGGCCACGAGAGGGCGAGCACACGCAGCAGCGCAGCCGAGGACCCCUGGUGGUGACGAGUCGUAGUGCGGGGGGCAAGGAGGAGCGCCAAGAGGGUCAGCCUUUGAGGGGCGUUGUGAGUUAGGCAACUUACCAU